Messenger RNA from Pseudomassariella vexata, 403 nucleotides. RefSeq lists its product as uncharacterized. Bases 63 to 308 code for a protein of 81 amino acids. Lineage: Eukaryota; Fungi; Ascomycota; Sordariomycetes; Amphisphaeriales; Pseudomassariaceae. The record is from RefSeq and is a predicted model, not a curated record. The transcript has a single exon.
GACAUGGUCAUUUUGAAGGUCUCGUGUACUACUCGCAAUGUUUGGAACCAACAUUAUGCAAGAUGAUGAUUUUGCACAUUUUCUCCGUAGUGCCCUUUCUUUGUUCAGGGGCCAGCAUUAUAUCCAUGUGUCAGUCAGGUAAGAUCUUGGGACAAAGGCGAACAAUGGGCAGCAUCGUUCCCUUGCUCAGAUGGACUAGGUCGUCAUUCGCUUUCCUAAACAGGCCAGCCAUAUACGUAGUACACGCGGGUCAGGCUUGCCAUUAUUCAAGUUUCAACUAUGGACCAGGAAAGACCACUGCCUCGUGAAGAAUUGCAGGUGCAAUUGCACACCAGCUCGAGACUUCCGAACGUAUCCGUGACACGCAACACAACACCUCUGCUCGGUGGUAAUGCAGUUUUCC